Molecule: messenger RNA, 1852 nt
Organism: Magallana angulata
Lineage: Eukaryota; Metazoa; Mollusca; Bivalvia; Ostreida; Ostreidae
Product: exonuclease V-like
Exons: 4
Coding region: 210-1769 (519 amino acids)
Biological process (GO): interstrand cross-link repair
Cellular component (GO): nucleus
Molecular function (GO): single-stranded DNA 5'-3' DNA exonuclease activity
Source: RefSeq, a predicted model, not a curated record
CCCGCCAAAAAUGUGAUAGAAAGUCAACCAUGUCUUGAGGCUGUAUUUUGUGACAGGCGCAUAAUUAUGUCUAGUUGAACAGCACUAUUGGCGAGAGUCUAGUAUAUGGAAAAGUGAACUAUAUGUUAUAAAUGUCGACUCUGCAGUCUUGAUCGAACAGCUGGUACAGCAACUACUGUUAUUGCUAUAACAGUUUGUGCCUUGAAAAAAUGGCCUCCCCAUCUGGGGACAGACUUGAUGUGGAAGAUUACGUGUUGGACGAGAUCUUUUCUGAAUGGGGAGAUUCGCCACCCAUCGCAGAUUCAGAUAAUGAUACGGCGAAAUCGCACAAUUCUGAAUCGAAAAGUUUAGAGAAACCCGGGAAAGGAACACAGUCUGAAACCACAUCGAGUACCCAAGAAUCUGAAACCAUGGCGAGUUCCAAAGAGUCUGGAACCAUGGCGAGUUCCAAAGAGUCUGAAACCAUGGCGAGUUCCAAAGAGUCUGAAACCACAUCGAGUACCCAAGAAUCUGAAACCAUGACGAGUUCCAAAGAACCUGAAACCAUGGCGAGUUCCAAAGAGUCUGAAACCAUGGCGAGUUCCAAAGAGUCUGAAACCAUGGCGAGUUCCAAAGAGUCUGAAACCACAUCGAGUUCCAAAGAACCUGAAACCAUGACGAGUUCCAAAGAACCUGAAACCAUGGCGAGUUCCAAAGAACCUGAAACAUUGGCGAGCUCCAAAGAACCUGAAACAUUGGCGAGUUCCAAAGAACCUGAAACCAUGGCGAGCACCAAAGAACCUGAAACAUUGGCGAGUUCCAAAAUAUCAACCAGCACAGUAGUAUCGCUUAAUGACUUUCAACAGCUAUCUCUGUUGGAGAGAUUUCGUCCAGGGUAUCUCUGGGUCACAGAUUUGACGAAACAGAACUGGUGCGAGCAACAGCUGUUCUACGCAUUCACCAUCCCUUCGGUAGCAGUUGUGGAGGACACGCCCGUGAUGAAGGCGGGGACGGACUAUCACUUGGCUAGAGAACUAGCAACUCAUGAUGUUGUGAAAGUUGACGUCCAGUCAAGCGAAGACAUUUGGGCUGUCAAAAUGCUCAACCUGCAUUCGGCUGUGAGCACGUUCCUGAAUGGAGGAAACGUUGCAAGAGAGGUGCCGGUGUUUGGUGCGCCAUUCAAUGAGAACAUCCUGGUAGUUGGGCUCAUUGACGAAUUGCGUUUCGAUCCUUUGAACUACACCAUUGACUUGAAUGAGUUAAAAACUCGCCAGUAUUCUAACUUACCGUCUCACGCUCAAAAGAAACAACACAGUUUUCAAGUGAGUUUAUACAAGACUCUGUUUGACGAUCUCGUAAAAGGGAGAGUUUCCAAACAAUUCAUGGCUUCUUCCUUGAGGAUUGAUCUUCAUAAAGAGCUUGGCGGAUCAAUACGAGAACACGCAGAGAAACAAUUCGUCGAGAUAAAAACACUGAAUGAUCUCAUGGACAUUAUAUUCCACAAAAUACAAACUCUUACCUGUAUCAGUCAAGUUUUCAUCGAAUACGUUCAUCAGGAAUCAAAGCAGACGAUAGGUCACAUGGAAGUGGAGUAUGACGUCAGUGAAGUUUCGAACUUGUACAAGAACUAUGUGCAAUUCUGGAGAGGAAACCGAUCAGCGGAGGGUGUAGAUAUAGAGGAGGCGUGGAAGUGCCAGAGGUGUGACUUUAACUCGGUUUGCGAGUGGAGAGAAAAGAAGGCGAAAGAAUACGAAUUUAAAAAUAAACAGAAAAAUAAACGUUGCAAAUAGGCCUAACAUAGAUUUUCCUAUUAUUUAUUGAUUUGAUAUAUUUGAAAUUCAUAUGUAUAUUUGAUAUAUAUAAAAUAAACGAA